AUGGAGAAUCUUCCGAACCAGCUGAUGAGCCGCAUCGCUGAACUCUCGCUCACGGAUGCACAGAUUCAGUCCUACGGCCGGUGGCUCGUCUUCGCUCUCGGAGCCUACUACGUCUCCAGUACCUGGCAGAAGAGUAUCCCCGCAGAUGUGCAGGCUGCUAUUACGGGGCACAUGGUGCAAGGCUACGACCGCAGCGCCAUCACCACCCGCCUUGAGCAGCGGCACAUCCGCCAGCUUCUCCAGCAAAUCACUGGCUUGAACGAGCUGCGCCAGCAACUGCGUUCAAAGAUUGACAAGGAGGCGAAGCUUCGGGGCUGGCAGCGAGUGUUUCGGCUGACUCUCAUCAGCAUUGCUGCCACCACCUACACACACAGCCUCACUAUUUCGCUACUCUCGAUUAAGAACAUGGUUCGAGUGCUUGUCUUCCUGUUGAGUCGUCGCGAAAGUGCGGCCUUGUCCAAGAGUCGCAGCGGCCCCAUCUCGGCUGUUCGGGCGUGGUGGACGGGCGGGCGGCGCGCCGGACUCACGGGCAUCAUGAUGGAGUCGAUGAUGGCAAAGAUGGCCGAGCAGGCGAGUCAGCAAGCGUCGCCGUUUGCGAACGCGGAGCUGGAGGAGGUGGCGGUGACGGAGGGACUUCGGCAGUUGCCUCUGCCGCCGCCGAUCGACGGUCGUGCGGCAUUUGUGCAGGCGCAGCAGCAGCAGAUGCGGGAGGCGGUACACAGGGAGAGCGUGAGUCAGGUUGAGCAGGCCUUCUCAGUGCGCGCGGUCCUCGAGGUGGCGGUGCCGCGUAUUGUAGCGUGUGCUGCAGCUGCGGUCGACAGUGCCAUUGCGGUACGACCGGUGCACCUCUUCAGCGUCAGUGGCAUUGUCCGCGCGGCCGACCUGCGCAGCCUGCUGUGCGACAUUGCCCUCAGGAUGGAGCGGCGCGCUUGCGUUGCCGAGUGGGUGCAGCGGCCGCACCAUUCGCUGGUCACCAUGUCCCGGCAGCGCAGCGGAGCGAGCUCCUCCCUAUUGACUUCACCGCAGAAGCCCCUGGACCCAAGCAAAGGUCGCUUGCAGACGAACGAGGACGAGGAGCUGCUCGACGAGCGAGAUCAGUCAGCGACGUCCUCGGAGGAUAUCAUCGAGUUUCCUCACGAGUCUGCCACCCUGCUCCGCCCCGACGGUCGCCAAAUGCACCGCAGCGAAGACCAAGCUAUCGAUGAGAUGCUUGGCCGCUGCUUCACUGCGGAGGAGGAGGCGCAGCAGGAGGAAGCGAUACGCCGUGAUCAUCUGCUGAAGGGGCAGAUGGCGGGCUUCUUCACAGAACUGUCGCACAGCGCGAGCUUUGGGGAGCUGUGUAUCACGUAUGCUGCUGAGCUGCUGGCGACGCAGUUUAAGGAGGCUGGCGACAUCACCCAUGUCAAGACGUAUGACGCGGCGACGGACACUGCAAAAAUGGCGAUGGUGAUCGCUGCCCUCGACAGCUGCCGGCUGGCGGCUCUUGAAGAAGAGUGCGAGGUGAAACCGUACCUGCGACUCUUCUGCGAGGAGACCAUCCGCUCCACGUGCGCGCAGUGA
Molecule: messenger RNA, 1560 nt
Organism: Leishmania braziliensis MHOM/BR/75/M2904
Lineage: Eukaryota; Euglenozoa; Kinetoplastea; Trypanosomatida; Trypanosomatidae
Exons: 1
Coding region: 1-1560 (519 amino acids)
Source: RefSeq, a predicted model, not a curated record